GAAGUAAUUUUUGAGGUGCACACUCGCGCUUGCCGAACGCAAUUGCACGCUGGUUUUCAAGGCGCAGUCGCUAUACAGCAGUUGCUAUAGCAUAUACGUCAAGUGUUGAAUAUGCAUACUAUGAGGGUUUUGAAUAUGGUUGUAUAACUUGUUCUCAGACUAAGCAGCGCUGGGGAGCGCAAAGCGUGCGGGUUUGAACCCAAAUGCUGCUGUCGCUGCAAAAUGGAACAGCUGGCCUCCAGUUGGGAUGUUCACGGCACCCGGGGGCGCUGCACCGCACUUGUGGCCGCGCGGCGACCGCAUCCACGCCGUUGGACUGGCCGCUGAGCGAUUCUGCGCAGCAGGAUGCUCUGCAAGGUGCUGUCAAUGAGGGACUGCGAGAGCGACCUGCACGAGCUGUAUCAACCGGCCCCGACCAGGCUGCGGGAAUUCGGCCACGCCUUAUCCCCCCUCGUCGACGCCAGCCGCAACAUCGCGCCCUCCGCGCGGACGAGGGCCGUACACAGCAGGCAUCCAGCACUACCGACGGCCCAUCCACCAGUGGCCGCGAGCACUACACUGCGGCUUCUGCGCCAUGGCCGCAGCCGCAGGGAAGGGCACGCAUCAUGCCGCUACCCCGCUCCUCGCCUGCCGCCUCCACGUCCUCCAUGGACGUGGAGCUGGAGGCGCUCAUCUGGGCCAUUGCUUCGGCACGUGGAAGCAGUGGUAACAGCUGGAGCACGAGUGGGCGCGGCAGCAGCGGCAGCACCAGCCUCAACAGCACGGGCGGGAUUGGCCCCAGCGCGGCCGCUGCGGCGGCCGUCGGCGGUCCGGCACAGCACAGCUGGACGCCGGAUUCGCUGCUGGCCGCACUUGACUUGGCGCUACCAGACAUGGCACGGACGCGGCGGUCUGAAGUGGCGGCGCAGCAAGGAGACUAUUCGAGCGCGGCCUGGAGCGACACCGGUGGCGCUGAGGAUGCCAGGAGCAGGAGCCAUAGCGGCAGCGGGCUGGCCUCGGUGCUGCUGCCGGCACUGGUGGCGCCCGCCUCCAACCUGCACCCGCCGUCAUCCAGCUUAACGUGGUCUCCCGUGGGCGUGCCAGAAGAAGUGAGCAACUGGCUGGACGCGAGUGCAGUCCAUGCAGACCUGGGCGAGGCGCGCAGCGACACUGCUGGCGGCAGCGGGCACGGCAGCGCCGUACUGGCGGGCCCGGGGUCAAGCCCUCACGGACCCCUGCCGCAGCCCACGUCUUUCCUUUCGUCGCAGACUCGGGGCUCACCGACGCCCUGGCGAGGAGCUGAGCCAGGCCUUGCUGACGCGGGUAGUGUGCAGCUGAUGGGCCCACUGGCUGCUGAGGGGCCGGCGCUGGCCAGCCUGAUGUGCGCGGCGGCCGGCGUGGCCUGGCUGACCCCGACCCAGCAGCAGCAGCAGGCUGCAGGCGACUGGGGACGAGCCCCUUCUGCAACAGUACUUACUCACACCGCAGUAACGUCGUCAUUCAAUGCGCUGGACCCGGCGUUGGAAUGGGCGCUCGCCGUGCUCAGCACCCGGGUCUCGCCGGCUGAGCCCGCGGCGGCUGAUGUGCGCCUGGCCAACCGCACCUUCGCCGCGCACGUCCGCCGCGCUGGUGGGCUUGACGCGGCGCGGCCAGAGUCGCAUACACACGUGUUUUCGUCCGGCGUACCGGCUGCUAGGCAGGCUCCAUCGACUGCUCUGCCAUGGCAGGUGCUGCAGCCGCUGCUGACGGCGGUGGGCAACCGCCUGAGCCCGUGCUCGGCCCUGGCGCUGCUCCAGGUGUUGGUACGGCAGGUGGGCAGCAGCUGGCGACAGCAGCAGCCUGGGGACGCCUCCUCCCCUCUGUCCCACCGACAGCAGCAGCAGGUGGCGGCCACAUGCCAGGCGCUAUUUGCGGCGGCGCUCCGGCGGCCGGGCCAACUGCCGCGAUCGACUGCCGCGGGGCUGCUGGUGGUGCUGCGGCGGCUGCAGCUGCACUCGCCGCCUACCUGCGCGCUGCUGGUAGAGCGGCUGCUGGCGGGACCUGGUGUUGCGGAGGUUGCAGGUGGCGUUGCGGCUGAUCCUGGAUCCACUGCUAAGUUGGAGGCAAACAGAAAAGGCGGCAAGCGGCUGCGGCUGGCGCUGCGCCACGGCCAUGGCUGGGGGCGCGGCGUCACGCCUCUGCGGCUGGAGUGGGUGGCCAUGGCCCUGUCCUGCCUGGCCCAGCUGCGGGUGCCGGCUGAGGCCCUGCCGCGGAGGACGGUGACGCGGCUGUUCAGGAGCGCUGUUGCGCCCGCCAACCGCCAGCGCUGGACGCCCUCGCUGGCCGCCGCCCUGCUGGUGUGGGCAGCUCGGCUGCACUGCCGCCCGCCCGCCGGCGCCCUGCAGCUGUACAUGACCGGGCUGGUGGAGGUGCGGAGCGGGGCGUCGCGGCUGGUGCGGCUGCGGCGGCGUGCCGGCACGGGCACCGGCAGCAGCCCCACGGGCUCCAUGGACAGCGCAGCCACCUCGUCACCGGCACAGCCCUGGAGCCUGUUGGCCCGCUUGCGCGGUCCCCAGUUGAUGGCGGUGCUGGAGGCGCUGUGGCGGCUGUACGGGCCGGAGGCAUCGACGCAGGCGGCAGCAGCUGCAGCGGCGGCAAGCGGCAGGAAGGCCUUGUCGCCUGUUUCGGGACCGCCACACAGCUUUCAGCGUCGUCUCGCGGCCGCGCUGAUGGGUCGGCUGCACCAGCUGCCCCGCCAGCAGCUGUUCCGACUGCCGCUGCUGCUGGCGCGGCUGGGGCUGACCAGCCUGCGGCAGCCGGACCACCUGCAGGCCUUCUCCGCACGGGUGCAGCAGGUGGCGGGCGGCUGCGACGCGCUGGACGCAGUGCUGCUGCUGCGCGGACUGGCGGCGGCAGCGCGGGACGAGUUGCAGACGUCUCACGGCGCGACACCUGCGUCCGGGUACUGCGGCUGGCAGCGCGGCGAGCUCGCGGACUUGGCCCUGCGGCGCUACACGGUGCUGCUACCCUCAGCGAGUCCGCGCUUCUCAGCCGCCGCCCUGCAAACACUGCCAUUGCUGUGGCCGCCGCUGGACGUGGCUGCUGCGACCGCCGCUGCCCCCACUGGUGCGGCUGCCACCUCGGCCGAGGCUGACCUGCAGCGGCGGCGCGCCGCGGACACGGCGGCUGAGCGGCAGUGGCUGCUGCAGCAGCUGGACGACCACCUGGCGGAGGCGCUCGCGGCGGAGGCGGACCGGCUGGCGCAGGCGGCGGCGGAGGCGGCCAGCCGGCGCGGCAGCCGGCGCGGCAGUCGCAGAGGGCCCCGCAGGUUGGAGCACGACACGGGUGUGGGCCAGCUGGUGCUGCAGGUCCUGGAGUCGCACGUGGCUCUGCGGCGGCGGCCCUCUCCACGGCUGCAGGCAGCGCUGGAAGCCGCGGUGGUGGCGGUGGCACCCGCACUGGGAACUAAUGGCUGCGCACGUGUGCGGGCCGCGUACUCGGGUCUGGGUCUGAGUGCGGGUGGCCGCCUGAGUGUGGCCCUGGUCACGUUUGGGUGAAGGGGGCUGCGCUCGCGCUAGUUAGUUCGGCUGCUAUCAGACGCGUGUUCACGCAUUUGUGUUUCAAGGACGAAGUGCAUGAUGCGAAGGUAGCUUGGUCGGUUUGGGAUCGUCAAGUUGCCAUGAGGCCAGACAGGAUAUGAGGAAGCGAAGGA
Chlamydomonas reinhardtii is the source of this 3670-nucleotide messenger RNA. RefSeq lists its product as uncharacterized. The transcript has 8 exons. Bases 204 to 3515 code for a protein of 1103 amino acids. The record is from RefSeq and is a predicted model, not a curated record. Lineage: Eukaryota; Viridiplantae; Chlorophyta; Chlorophyceae; Chlamydomonadales; Chlamydomonadaceae.